Messenger RNA from Caenorhabditis auriculariae, 243 nucleotides. The record is from the annotation of a GenBank genome assembly. Lineage: Eukaryota; Metazoa; Nematoda; Chromadorea; Rhabditida; Rhabditidae.
AUGCAGUUCACCACCGUCCUUCUGGCUAUUCUGGCUCUUUUGGCCGUCGGAUUCGCUCCAACGAACGCCGAGACUUGCCGCAGAACGAAGUGCCACACUCACAGUUCCCAGAACGAAUGCGAAGGUCCGAUUCCUCAAAUAUGAGAGUUGUAAUCAUUACUUGCAGGAGAUGAGCACGUCGGAAACUGGGGCUACUGCUGGGGCGUCGCUGGAAAAAUGGGAGAGCUGCUGCAAAAAAACUGA